AUGUCCUCUAGUACUUAUGCGGGCACAACAACAGGAUCAUCAACCUGUAGAACCGGCUCUUGCGAUUACAAUUGUAUGUCUGCCUAUUCGUCAACCUACGGUUCAAGCUACACAUAUUACGGUACUUGUAGUGGCACACUGACAACACGAGCAAUAUCGGCUUUGGUAUUGGCACUUUCUUCUAUGACACUUCUCCGUCACCAACUAUUCUAA
Rotaria socialis is the source of this 213-nucleotide messenger RNA. NCBI's taxonomy places the organism in Eukaryota, Metazoa, Rotifera, Eurotatoria, Philodinida, Philodinidae. The record is from the annotation of a GenBank genome assembly.